UAUACACAAUGGAUAUUUGUCUACAGAGAAAGGUCAGCAUCACGAAUUCCCGUAUAUCACAAUGCAUCUACAACGCGCGCGAGCUCUGGUCCGCUACUAUCUGGAUAGACACCUAUAUGACACUGCUGCCUUCUGGGCUGACAAAGCAGUCUCUAUUUCUAGAGGAUGUGCAGAGGAUGUAUUUACUCUUGCUCAAUCUCUUUUUCUUGCUGGUCGUUACCGUCGUGCAGCACUACUUCUCAAAUCAAAGGGUCUCGUGCAGUGCCAUCUGAUAUGUCGAUAUCUGGUUGCCAAAUGUCAUGCUCAAUGUGGGGAAUGGAAGAGUGUCAUAGAUGUGCUGGACAUUCUAAUUGAUGAAACUGAUAGUGAAGUAACCAUUAAAGAGCUGAGUGAUGUGACUAACACGUGUGGGAUUAUAUCAAGUGGUGUAGACAGUGCUAUUUGCUAUCUACGAGGUGUUGCUUGCCAAGCUUUGGAGAACAGACUUUAUGCAAAAGAAAAUUAUAAGCAAGCUCUUCGUCUCGAUGUGUUCUGCAGCGAGGCUUUUGACGCUUUGAUGAGUCAUCACUUGUUGACACCCCAAGAAGCGAGGGAGUUUCUUGACACACUUCCAUUUGAUAGUCAGUGUAGCGACACUGAAGAACAGGAGUCUCUAAGAUUUCUUUAUUACAGUCAACUUGAUGUCAAGGUGCUUGCUUUUGAUGAAGCUAGUGUUCCAGAAUCUCUAAGUCGGAGUUUGGAUGUUAAAGUUUGCACUGCAGAACAGUAUUACAUCAGUUGGGAUCAUGAUUCUGCUGUUAACAUCACAAAACAAAUUUUAAAGGAAGAUUUGUUUCAUCCACGAUGUGUCUUACUUCAUAUAGGAUGUUUAGCAGCCCUUGAAGAGACAAACGAGAUAUUUCUUUUGGCUCACAAACUUGUUGAUGAUUGUCCACAGGAAGCAAUUUCAUGGUAUGCAGUUGGUUGCUAUUACACGAGUUGUCAGAAAUAUGACACAGCGAGGCAGUUUUUCAGUAAAGCAAUGACUAUUGAUCCUCUUUUUGGAGAGAGUUGGUUGGCUUUUGCACACGCUUUUGCAUAUGAGGGAGAACAUGAUCAAGCCAUUGCAGCAUACCAAACCGCAGCUCGUCACAUGCCAGGUUGCCAUCUUCCUCUUCUAUUCAUUGGACAAGAAUAUGUUCAAAUGGACAAUUCUUUAGCAGGGAAAUUUUUUAAACAAGCUUUGAAGAUAGCACCAGAAGAUCCAGAUGUUUUGCAUGAACUUGGAGUGUUGAAGUAUCAGUUGGGCAUGUAUCAAAAGGCAGAGAAGUACUUUUCAGAUGCAAUUAGUCACGUUGAGAAAUACAAAGGAGUUGGCAUCCAACGCCAUUGGGAGAUGUUAUACAACAACUAUGGUCACGUUUGUAGGAAAUUAGGAAAGUAUGAUGAUGCCAUAUUGUCGCAUCACAAAGCUCUCCAACUAGAACUGCACAAUCCUUCCACUCAUUCUGCCUUAGGCUUUGUGUACAGUUUAACGCUUCAACACAGGAAGGCUGUUGAGGAAUACCACAAGGCAUUAAAAUUAAAAAAAGAGGACACAUUCACAAUGCAGUUGCUGAAUCAUGAACUUGAAGUGUUAGCAGGUUUUGACCCAUUGCAAGGAACGGAUCUAGGAGCAAAUAAUCCUAACACUGUUGAAGAGCUCGAGACUAAAAUCCACUCAAACACAUCAGAUAUGGAUGACUGUGCGAAAUCUGAAACUCUGUCAGACAUUGAAAUUGACUAGCCUUACGUAUGUGACAUGUCUUUUAACCAAUAUAUUUGUCAAUAUAUAAUAUUGGAACUUGG
Molecule: messenger RNA, 1827 nt
Organism: Corticium candelabrum
Lineage: Eukaryota; Metazoa; Porifera; Homoscleromorpha; Homosclerophorida; Plakinidae
Product: cell division cycle protein 16 homolog
Exons: 23
Coding region: 62-1765 (567 amino acids)
Biological process (GO): positive regulation of mitotic metaphase/anaphase transition; anaphase-promoting complex-dependent catabolic process; cell division
Cellular component (GO): anaphase-promoting complex; cytoplasm
Molecular function (GO): protein binding
Source: RefSeq, a predicted model, not a curated record